This is a messenger RNA of Bombyx mori (domestic silkworm), 1138 nucleotides long. It is a transcript of the gene Awh, whose product is annotated as arrowhead PA. Gene Ontology annotation, molecular function: DNA-binding transcription factor activity, RNA polymerase II-specific; RNA polymerase II transcription regulatory region sequence-specific DNA binding. The record is from RefSeq and is marked provisional. Gene Ontology annotation, cellular component: nucleus. Lineage: Eukaryota; Metazoa; Arthropoda; Insecta; Lepidoptera; Bombycidae. Gene Ontology annotation, biological process: neuron differentiation; regulation of transcription by RNA polymerase II.
GUUCGCCGAGUGAAGCCGCGUGGCCGUCCGUAUAUCCGAAUGUUAGAUCUAGUGUUCUAAUGGACGGGGUGUUUGAACGGAGAAACUUAGUGCAGAGCCGAUGUUGAUGUUGUUUUGUUUUGUGGGCUGAAGUAAACGGCAAAGUGUUGGGCGUUAAGCUGGAAAUGAAGACGGAGCACCGCACGUGCUGCGCGUGCGGGGAGCCCAUCGCCGACCGCUUCUUGCUGGAGGUGGGCGGGGCUGCGUGGCACACCGGCUGUCUCCGAUGCUGUGUCUGCGCCGUACAGCUCGACCGGCACCCGUCCUGCUUCCUCAGAGACAGGCAGGUCUACUGCAAGCAGGAUUAUGCCAAGAGUUUCGGUGCGAAGUGUUCCAAGUGCUGCCGAGGGAUAUCUUCGUCCGACUGGGUGCGGAAGGCUCGCGAGCAGGUCUACCACCUGGCGUGCUUUGCGUGUGAUGCGUGCGGCCGGCAGCUCUCCACGGGAGAACAGUUCGCUCUCCACGAGGACAGAGUGCUCUGCAAGCCACACUACCUCGAAACCUUGGACGGAGGCUCCAUUUCAUCCGAUGACGGGUGUGACUCGGAGGGCUAUCACAAGAGUAAAGCGAAGAGGGUCCGGACAACCUUCACCGAGGAACAGCUUCAAGUACUCCAAGCAAACUUCCAGCUAGACUCGAAUCCCGAUGGACAGGACCUCGAGAGGAUCGCGCAGGUGACCGGCCUUAGCAAGAGGGUCACGCAAGUUUGGUUUCAGAAUAGUCGCGCAAGACAAAAGAAACAUCAGCACACCGGGAAAGGAAAACAGAAUCAAUUGAUGUCCAGGGAAGGGGACGCCGUGGGGUUUGGCAGGCCUAUCAACCUACACCUCACUUAUUCGUUCCAGAACAAACCGCCAUUCGUCCCUAUAGACGGUACCUCUUUCACCGACUCUUCAAUGGAUGAGCUUUCUGAAGAUUCUUCGAUCCACUGCAUGCAGAGUGAAGUCUGAAGUCAAGUUGUCGUGACGUAUUCAAGAAUCGUCUUUGUAUAGUAGUCUUAAGAAUUAUCUUUUUUUUAUGUCUAUUUUUGGAAUUAGAAAAGUUUAAACUGAGUAAAAGUUUACAAAUUGUUAUUCUAAAAAUAAAUUAGUCUUUUAGU